Molecule: messenger RNA, 2283 nt
Organism: Loxodonta africana (African savanna elephant)
Lineage: Eukaryota; Metazoa; Chordata; Mammalia; Proboscidea; Elephantidae
Product: G protein-coupled receptor associated sorting protein 3-like
Exons: 2
Coding region: 1-1665 (554 amino acids)
Cellular component (GO): cytosol; nucleus
Source: RefSeq, a predicted model, not a curated record
AUGGCUGAAGCAGAGAGGGAGGCUACUGACAUAGUCAAGGCCAAGGCAGGGUUUGAGACAGAUGCAGUAGCAGAGAGGAAGGGAGUGUCUGAGGCUAAGUUGGCUACUGAGACGAAGGCAAGAGCCCUGUCAGAGCCUACGGCUCUGGUCAAAGGCGUGGCUGAGGCCAUGCCUAGAUCCUGGGCCAGGUCAGGGGAGGAGAUGAAUACAGACUUUGGUCCCAGGGCUGAGGAUGAGGCCGCUGUGGUAUCUGGUUUUUCUUGUGUGGCUGAGGAGAGUACUGCACCUGCGGCCAGACACAAAGAUGAGACUGAUACUGAUGCCUGGUUCUGGGCUGGGGAAGAGGCCAGUAUCGGUUCCUGGUUCUGGAACGGGGAAGAGGCUGGUGAUCAGACCAAGGCUAAGGACGGAGAGGAGGAGGAAGGGGAGGAGUGGGAGGAGGAGGAAGGGGAGGAUUGGGAGGAGGAGGAAGGGGAGGAGUGGGAGGAGGAGGAAGGGGAGGAGUGGGAGGACUACGAGGAGGAGGAGGAGGGGGAAGUCAUUAUUGGGAAGUGGUUUUGGGAUGGAGAUAAAACUAGCUUUGACCCUAAUCCUAGACCCGUGUACAGGAUAGUUAAGCCCCAGGUAACGUGUGAAAUUGAUGAAAGAAAUAGGCCCAAGGACCGGUCUGAGGUAACUAUCUGGCCCAAUGCCCCUGCUGAAAUUCCGGCAUCGUUGGCAUCUGGAUACCAGGUCCCUUCGAGGACAAGGCCUUUUUCAUAUACUGCCCACUCCUCGGCUGAGAAAAACACGGGUUCCCUGCCUGCGGCAGAAGCCGGUCUUCGUGAGGGCAUUUUCGUAUGCCUACAGUCUAUAGACGCGUACCCAUUUGAUUCUGAGACUUGCACUCGGGCCAUAGAGAAGAUUAGAGGGCAAAUCAGGAUCAGGGAGCUGAAUGGGAUUGGGCCAUUUCCUUGCUCUUGCAAAAUGGAAUGCCGCCUGAAUUCUGAGAACUUUGAAAAACUUGUUAGCUUACUUAAGUCAGAUGCUGAUCCUGUCAUUCAUAAAAUAGCUCAAAUUGCAAUGGGUGUCAUCAAGGUUCAUCCCCUUGCCCAACAGCUCAUUAAUGAGAUGGGUGUGCUGACUGUUAUUGAAAGCUUGCUCCAUUUUCAAUUCCCAGACAUGACAAGAAAGGCUGAAAUUACUCUGAAUCCCAUUUCUGCGGAGGAAAGACAACGCAGGAGUAUAUUACAUGUUGUGCAUAUGUGUAAGGAAACCGUGUCUUUUCCCUUGAGUUCACCUGGUCAGCAAUCUGGAUUAAAGGAGUUAGGGCAGCUGAGUGCUGACCCUGACCAUCACGUCAUUGUUGCUGCUUACCUUCCAGAGCUUUCCCGUAUGCUAUGCCUGGGAAAUCAUAAAACCAGAAAUCUGGUUUUGAAAGUACUUUUGAAUAUGUCUGAAAAUCCCCUUGGAGCAACCAACAUGAUGACUGUUCAGGUAUUGUCAGCAUUAAGAUUCACCUGUCACCCUAGAGAGGCAAAAGCCCACCUUAUUACUGUCGUGGCCAUAUUUGUUAAUAUAAAGGAGCAUAUCAGAAGGGGAUCGGUUGUAGUUGUUAAUCGCGUGAUGUAUAAUGAAUUCAGGGUCAUCUUCCGUGAAGUUAAAAUGAUUAUUGAAAAAUUGUAAAAUGAGCCAGAAAUAAAAGAGAAAACUUGGAACAAUCUCCAAACUUUAAUAGGCCAUAUGUUCCCAAAGAGCCUUGUGGUUAUCACCAUGUGCACAUUAUAAAUUGCAUCUUUAACGUGAUGUUAGUUGUGACAGCCUCUGGGUUUGAGCUAGAUCAUAUUUGGAUAUCAAAUGAAUAUUACCCCUUGAGCGGAAAAUACCUGUUGAUCUUUAUCCUGUCUAGUUUGGGAGACGUGUAGCAUUUUUCCGUAAGGAGAUGGUGAACCAACAUUGGAAGUAAGCUAGCUUGUUCAUUAGUAUCUACAUAGAUCCAUUUGUGGCUUCACGUGGCAAAAAACGAAAAGCAAAACCAAACAAAGCAAAAGAAAAAAAAUCCUUGAGUUUAUAGUCUAGUUGUCGAAAUAAGGCAUAUACACACAAAUAUAAGCGCCAGUACCGACAGCGUAUAUAUGCUUGUAGCCAAAUGUGCCAUCUUGAUCCUUAAAGGAAGCAGGGAUUGCUACAGUGUAGACUGUUUAAUGUAAAAGGAAUAACUAUUUUCCCUAUUCCACCUGCAUGACACAACUUACUCUACAACGUAUAAAUGGACCUGAGUCUCAGUCAAAAUGUCAUGUUAGU